AUGGCUGAGCCUAGAGAGGAAGAUCCUGGGUCCGAAGAAGAAACUGAAUCAAUUUCUGAAGGUGUAGAAGAACAGCAAAUAGAAGAGUAUGAGCCAGUGGUCAGUGAAGAAGACUAUGAAGAAAAAAAGCCAGCCCAAGAGGAGGUCAGUGAACUAUCUCCAGGACAAAGGGAACCCCCCUUAACAGAAUCCAGAGAGGAGCUCAGUUCAAUAGAAUCAAUAGAGGAGGAAAGCUCAACAGAACCAAUAGAGGAACCCAGCUCAACAGAACCAACAGAGAGACUCAGCUCAGUAGAACCAACAGAGGAGCCUAGUUCAACAGCUGAGGAGCCCAGUUUAAUAGAACAAAGAGAAGUCAGUUCCACAGAGCCACCCCAAAUUUCUCCUGCCAUUCAAGCUUCACUUCAACUAGAAAAUAUAGACCGUUUAUUCAGAGAUGAGUUGUCCAAGAUAGAAAGGGCCAGGGGAAAGAGUAUUUUAAGGCCAUCUUCAAGAGAUAGGAGCACUCCAGGGACAUCAGAGGCACCAGACCAGGUUCAAGCAGUAGGAAUGGAAACCAGAGCAGUUACUCCACUCUUAGAUACCAUUAAUCUCUUCAGCCAACCUGGGGAAGCUGGAAUAGAGCAUAUAUCAGAAUCAGAGAUAAGUGAAGAGAUGGAAGAAGAAGCUCAGCUGGUGGUUUUGGAUCCAAACCAUCCCUUGAUGAAAAGAUUCCAAUCUGCAUUGAAGAAUUACCUAAAGAAACAGAUAGGAAAAAUCAAGUUGGAGAUCCUUGAACUGAAUGUGGCUACAAAGCAUGGCAAAACUCAAAGGGAGGAGCUCGGUGUACAACUCUAUGGUGUACAGCAGCAUUUGGCUCAGCUACAAAUGGAACUGGAGAAGAGCCAUGAUCAAUAUUCUGUCAUUGAGGCUGAAAGGAGGCAGACAGAGGAAGAACUCCAAACUAUUAGGGCCCUCUACAAUAAAACCGUUGCUACUGCCAAGGACGAACAAAAAAAAAUGGCUGAGCUACAGGCUGAGAUGGAAUCCUUGACAUUGCGCCUGUUCUACCUGCAGAAUAUAGACCAGGAUGUACAAGAUGAUAUCAGUGUAAUGAAACAGGUGGUAAAGAAGGCUGAACUUGAGAAGCAGAAUGCAGAAUUUGAGAAGAAAAAACAGGAUCUCUUUGUGGACCGGCUCACCAGGACUGCCAACCAGUUAGAAGAGCAAAUUGCUUUAUAUGAAGCACAAUUAGGUGCCCAGACUCAAGACACAAAAAUUAUAAGACAGGCAGUGGCUGAGGCCUGCACAGAAAUAGAUUCUAUCAACUUGGAGAAAAAGCAUCUGUUUCAAAAUUGGUCAACCAGUUUGGUGGGAAUGAAACACAGAGAUGAAGCCUACAAUGCUAUCUCAGAGGCACUCAGGGACUCCAAUCAUCAAGCUAAAUCCCUGGAUAGUGAAAUUGAAGCUUAUAAGAAAUCAAUCAUGAAGGAGGAAGAAAGGAAUGAACUACUGGCAAGAAUUUUAAACCGUGCUGAGAAUGAUGCUAAUACUAACCAGAAACUGAUCUCUCAAUGCACAACCAAGCAUGAAGCCCUGCAAAAAGAGUUUACCACCUAUACCCUCACACUGCACAGUACUGAGGAAGCCUACUCCCAGACUUAUUCGGAGCGGGCAGCAUGCAUAAAUGAAAUGCAAACUCUCCAUCAAAACAUUGAAAACGAGUAUGAUCAUAAGAAGAACAAGGAGAACAGCAUCAUAGAGAAGCUACAGGACCAGAAGAUGUCCAGCAAAAUGAUGAAAUAUUUCACCCAUCUAUUGACGAAGCUUCAGAAGAAAAAGACAGACAUGGUGACACAUCUUUCCAAAAUUGAUGGUGAAAUUGCUCAGACUGCUCUUAAUAUCACAAAUACCAAUAUCCGAAAAGAAGCAUAUCAAACUACACUUACAGAAUUGGACAAGGAAGUAGAAAAGAUCAAUGAACUCAUCAAUAAUAGUGAAAGUGAAAUUGCUAGACGUACAAUACUGAUUGAACGCAAGCAAGGGCUCAUUAAUGUGUUUAACAAGAGAGUGGAUCAAAUUAUUUCUGAAUUGGGGGGAGAAGAGUUGGGACCGGUCGAAGUAGAAAUCAGAAGAGUGACCAAAUUGAUAGAGGAAUAUAAUUCAAACAUCAUUCAGCAACAGAUGAAAUGGCUUCGACUACAGCAAGAACUAGUCAAACUAACCCACGAACAGGAGGAUCAGUUGGCCUCGGUGGAUAUGUUUAAGAAACAGAUUACAAUCAUGGAACAAAAGAAACUUCGGCUAGAGAAAAAGAUUGACCAAGAGAAGAGUGAGAUCAAAGAAAUUGAAUGUCACAUGAAAGAAAUGGACAAUGACCUGAAAAAAUUUAAUACUUUGAUCUGCAAGAACAGAUGCAGCACUGAAGAGCUACAGCAGGGCAACUUGGUGACUGAGAAUGAAUUUGUCCGGUCACUCAAGGCAUCUGAGAGAGAAUCCAUUGAAAUGCAAGAGAAGCUGGUCUUUUUGAAUGAAGAGAAAAAGUCUCUCCUGAAUAAACUGGUGGAAGCAGAACACCAGAUUAUGCUUUGGGAGAAAAAAAUCCAGUUGGCAAAAGAGAUGCGAGCUGCAGUAGAUUCAGAAACUGGCCAGGCUGAGAUCCGAACCAUGAGAGCAGAGAUUCAUAGAAUGAAUGUUAAACAUGCACAACUGAAGAAGCAGCAAGAGAAAAUGAUUCGAGAAAUGGAAGCUGCCAUCACUCAUAGAGAUACCUUUGUGACUCGGGGAGAAGGUCAAAGCAAAAUUGACAAGAAACUACUUACCAGAACCCACUUUCACCACCAACAAAUGGAGCUUAGGAGGAAAAUCAGGGAUAUUCAAAAGUUCACUGAAGACUGCAACCAAAGCAUCUCUGAAAUGGAGGAAACUCAAAAAUGCCUAAGUGAGACUCUUGUAGAAAAGCAGGAAAAGCUUUCCAAUCUGGAGAAAGAGACUGACCUACUUGAAAAUUCUAUCAGUCAGCUCACAGAUCUUAAGAGACAGAAUUUUACAGAACUUGUAAUGUUUCAGAACCGUAUUAAGUCUCUCCACACUGCAAAGGAAGGAAAAUAUGUAUGCUUGUUCCGAUCUAAACAAUCUCUGCAAAAUGAAAGGAAGAAACAGGAGGACCGAAUGAAUAUCAUAUGCAGCAUUAUUGAUCAUGUUAACAAAGAAUAUCCCCAUUUCCAAGCAACACUUCAAAAGCUCAACCAGACAAUAUCAGCCAGGCCACAAUUUACUCUUCCUUCUUAG
Molecule: messenger RNA, 3270 nt
Organism: Gracilinanus agilis (Agile Gracile Mouse Opossum)
Lineage: Eukaryota; Metazoa; Chordata; Mammalia; Didelphimorphia; Didelphidae
Gene: CCDC40
Product: coiled-coil domain containing 40
Exons: 20
Coding region: 1-3270 (1089 amino acids)
Biological process (GO): epithelial cilium movement involved in determination of left/right asymmetry; heart looping; axoneme assembly
Cellular component (GO): cytoplasm; cilium
Source: RefSeq, a predicted model, not a curated record